Messenger RNA from Salvelinus sp. IW2-2015, 1705 nucleotides. Its product is annotated as lysophospholipid acyltransferase 7-like. The record is from RefSeq and is a predicted model, not a curated record. Gene Ontology annotation, molecular function: lysophospholipid acyltransferase activity. Gene Ontology annotation, cellular component: membrane; mitochondria-associated endoplasmic reticulum membrane contact site. Gene Ontology annotation, biological process: phosphatidylinositol biosynthetic process; lipid modification. Lineage: Eukaryota; Metazoa; Chordata; Actinopteri; Salmoniformes; Salmonidae.
CAGUCAGGAUCUUCUCUCUCACCCAUUCCCCUGUUUACCUUCUUCAGGAGUGCCUCAGCUCUCUCUCUGGCCUGGACCUUCCUCUACCUCCUCUUCUUCAGACUGGUCACAUGGUUUGGCCUGCCGCCGCCAACAUCCUUUGCCAACUCCAUCCAGCUACUCCUCACUCUGAAGAUGGUCAGUCUGGCCAAUGAGGUGCAGAGUUUUCACCUAGAGAAGAAACAGGAAGUGAGCUCAUUCUCCAAGUCUCCUGUGGUUGGUGGACUGUCCCAAGAGCCUUCCCUCUAUGAUAUGAUAGCCUAUAGCUACUGCUAUGUGGGUAUAAUGACAGGCCCGUUCUUCCGGUUCCAAACCUAUGUGGACUGGCUGAGGCAGCCCAGCUCCUUGGACCUUCCUGGCUGGGUACCCUGCAUGCUGAGGCUGAGGUUGGUGCCUGUCUACGGAGUUCUGUUCCUGACCACCAACAUGUACUUCCCCCUGGCAUACGUCCGCACUGAAGAGUUCCUGGAACAUCACUUUUUCUUCAGGUUGUUCUACAUGACGGUGGUGUUCUUUGUGUUCCGGAUGCGGUUCUACGCUGCAUGGUGUGGGGCAGAGGCUGGCUYCAUCAGCGCAGGACUGGGCUGUUASCCAGAGGGGGCGCUCUCCAAGCCGGGAGGUGGUCCCACUGUCAACUACAGCCCUGACCCUGAAAGUCCGGUUGUGUACGACUUCAAAACCAUCCAGAACAUUGACCCAUACAACACUGACUUCUGUGUGAAGGUCCGCCACGGGAUGCGCUACUGGAACAUGACUGUGCAGUGGUGGCUGCAUCACUACAUCUACCCCAACUCCCCCUUCAAGGCUUACGCACUCAAGGCUGGAUGGACCAUGUUCAUCAGUGCAUACUGGCACAGGCUUCACGCUGGCUACUACCUGUCAUUCCUCACCAUUCCCCUGUGCAUUGCGGCUGAGUCGGCCAUGGAGGCAUCGGUCAGGGCCAAGCUGGGGCCCCGGGGUCAGAGUGCCUUUGACUGGGUCCACUGGUUCCUUAAGAUGAGGGCCUAUGACUACAUGUGUAUGGGCUUCGUCCUGCUGAAACCCAGCGACACCGUCCACUACUGGACCUCCAUCUACUUCAUCAUCGCCCUGGCCUGCAUUCUGUUCGGGAGGCUGAUGAAGCGAGGAAAGAGGGCGAGAAAGAAGAGUGAAAAGGAGGAGAAAAUUGAGGGGGAGAAGAUAGAGGUGAAGCAAGAGGACGUGAGAGAGAAGACAGAGUGAGAAUGGAUUGAUGGAUGGGAGGGAUGUACUAUAUGGGGAGGAUAGGUUUACUAAAGAACUACUAUUCCCACAAUGCACAGUCUGUCACUGAUCUGUAUGGGUCACUUUUGUCAGUUAGGUCCAGUGAUGUCUCCCCUGGUAGAGAAGAGUUAUGUUCAAUCCCGAACUGGCCUCUAGACCCUACUAGGGUUUGACUUGCAGUUGGGAGGUAGAAUAGAUGAAGUUGUAGGAUUUCCCUAACCAGGAGACAUCAUUGGACUAUUAGCUGAAUACAGUGAACCCUUAUGAACAUUGUUGUAACCCAGUAACAGUUGCCAUGGUGAUAUUACGUUACAAACCACGUGUACAUACAGGUAUAAUUGGGUGAAAGAAUGUUUGCUUAAUGAAUGUUAUUUUUGAUGUGUGAGUGCCAAAAAAGUUCAGGGGGAUGUAAAUUAUUCAGCUA